AUGUCGGAUGGGCCGGAUGAGUCGGGCGAGUGGCAGGUGGUGACCAUCGGCGUGUCGAGGAAAGGCGAGAUGUACACAAAUGCCCCAGAUGACGAAUAUGGCGCGAACCCAUGCCGUGACGCCAAGAUCUUUGCAGAAUUUACAAAACUCAUAUGCUUCUGCUCAGAGCCGGUGGUGUUUGCGGAAGAACUUAAGAGCAAGCCGGAAGGUGAUGCGUCGGCGUUCGAAGAGCCGGAAGACGAUUACUUUGAACACAUCGAUGAGAUAAUGCCCCUGCAAAUGGAUCUCCGAGAAAAGCUCGCUGCAGGAGCGACACGGAUGAAAGAAAAUAAUAUUAAAAACAUGAUGGUCUACUACGCCGGCCAUGGCGAGUCGAUUAACAAAGAGAGGACUGCGAGUUGCGAGCUUAAGCUCGUGCUGGAGGAUGAAGUCGUGCGCGCCGUGGAGAAGGCGAAGUUGGAGCAUGUGUGUGUCAUCGUGCUUCUGGACUCCUGCAGAGACGAGUUACAUAAGUCGCUUUACCAAAGCCCUCCUGAGCCAAGCGAAAGCAACACCUUUCGCUUCGGCUACUUCUGCCAAUUUAACCACCGUAUGCGGACUUCCAGCCUCGUGCUAGCUGCACUGAUGCAUAUGAUGCUGUCUGAAACAGAGGAUUCUGAAAUUGUGAUGUUCUUCACCCGGUUAAAGCGGGUGCUGCGCGACAUCACGGGUGGGCGGACCGAUAUGCAAUUGCCAGGCACCCUUCCUGACCAGGCUUUUUUCCCAGCCAAGUGCCGUAAGCUGAAGUUGCCCUUUGAGCGCGCGAAGGUAAGACGUGUUUUGGAGGAUGAAGAGUAUAAGGCCUUGCGGGACACGUUUGCUAUGUAUGGUCAUUGUGACUGCAUCAUGGAUAACGUGUAUCAGACUGGAGUUAUCCUUCGACAAAUGUUGGAGGAUACCAAGCAGAUGGUGGAGCAGGAUCACAAAAGUCAUUUGCCAGCCUUCAAAGACUCCGCACACACGCUGCGAUACCUCAUUCCGCAGUUGCAGCGCUUUGCAAAAGUCUUCCACGAGAAGAAAGAACUCUUCCUUUCUGAUUGGGAGCUCGAGCUUGGGGUGGUAAGGUGCAAAUCGUUUGAAGAAGUCCUCCAGGUGCUCGAAGAUGUGAAAGAGCGCGCCGAGGACCCUGUCGGAUCAUCCCUUCGGCCGCGAUGUCCAGAGGUUGUUCGCAAAUGUGUGGUGGAAGCUCGUCACACAUAUUCCAGCCAGGAAGGCGAGCAGUGGCUGAUGUCCGAAAAACAUCUUAAAGAUGUCUUCAAGACGUUGUCAGAAUACUUUACACCGUUGCCGCCUCUGACUUCAUCAUGCGUGAUCAAAGAGGAGGAUGAGCAGGUUCCGAAGCAAAAUCGAGGGUUCAUCUAUGAGCUUACCAUCGAUAUCGUUGCUGCAUGGUGCGUGGAUGGCAUUCGCGCAUCCUCGUUGACAGCAGAACAACUGGCCCAAUUGGAGCACCUGCAGAACCACUUCACGAAGAAAGACACUGAGACCAACAAGUACGAGACUAAGAUCUACAUUGGAGCCGGCAGCAUUUGGAUCAUGCUGCAGUUGCCGACACUUGAUGACAGGACCAUCCGCAGCAUUCACAAGGAGCUGGAGGCUUGGACGCAGAUGCUGCGCCAGUCCGGGGCAACUUGGCACGCUGCGAGGCUGCAGAAGGUGCCGCAGGCUGCCGUGCCCGGGGGGCUGCUGAAUUGGUGCGCGAGCUGGGCGCGGCCAAUCUGGCGACAGGGCCGGUCGUGA
Effrenium voratum is the source of this 1779-nucleotide messenger RNA. NCBI's taxonomy places the organism in Eukaryota, Dinophyceae, Suessiales, Symbiodiniaceae. The record is from the annotation of a GenBank genome assembly.